CCUCUGGUAGCACUACACUGUAUCUCUUUUCAAGUACGACUCUUGAUGGCAUGGAGUCAAGGGGCAUGGAGAGAAUCGUUGGACCGAAGUCCAUGCCUUCUUUGUGUCCAAUGCCAAACAGGGGCCGUACCAGUUCCCAUUGUGUUACAGCCUGCAGAUGGCCUUCAAGGCCUCUCCUUGGAUGAAAGCAGCAAGUGGUGUCAAACCAAUCAGAGCAUCUAAUGCCGGGCUUGAAGUAAUCGGAAAAGCUCCGGUGCAACAGAUGGCCACAGUGCGUUGUAGUCCCGAUAAGGUCCUCCUGACUCCCACGAGAGAGAGUCUACUCAUCCAGACCACUGAUGCAUAGGUGAUAAUGGGUCUUAUCAUAGCCGUGUAGAUCCAUAGGACCUUGCUAGGAGAAAGACUCCACGUUUUCCCAAAGACUAUUUUGCACCAGCCAGAAGGCUGUCAGUGCCUUGGAAGUUUUUGUUCCAACGUCUGACUUCGAAAGAAGUUUGCUAUCGAGGAUUACUCCAAGAUAUUUGAUUUCCAAGGAUAGCUGGAUUGUGACUCCUUUUAGCUUAGGCAGAACGAGUCGAUCAAGUUUUCUCCUUCUGGUAAAGAGGCCAAUACCAGUUUUGGGGGUGUUUGCCGUUAGCCCAUUCGCACAGCACCAAGUGUCAAUUAGCUUGAAAACAAACUGUGUCAAAUAUGGAAUGCCCUACAAGUUUGAUGUUUGCCACUACCCGCUGAGGGGAGAUCGCUCUAAGAAACCACUUUUUGUUAUUUUAUAACCGCAAAACCAAUCUCUCUUUCUAUUAUACCAAAGUAGUCUAGGAUCUACUGCCGAUAUGUCUAUGGAUUAUGCACAAGCACACUCGCCUUCAGCAGCUACUAUGGCUCUGAUAAGUUCAUAAAAAUUUAUUGCGGAGAUUGCUUACUAAAAAACAAAAACAACAAGCAUAGAAACAUAUUAAAUAAUUACUGAAAACACAUAAAAAUCCAAAAUGUUCGUAUAUAAAAUUUAAAAUAAGCGUAAAAGCUUUAAAGUCUAUAAAUAAAUAAUUAGUUUCAACUAAUAUUGGCUUUAUACCCAUAGAGAGGAAUAAAAAAAAUUGCUGCUUACGAAAUUGUAAUAAAACGUAUACUAGACACCCAAACAGAGAACAGCAGCAUUGAAUUAAAAAUAGCAAUUAAAGUGGAAAACAAACCGACCCCUUCUAGUUCGCUACACUCGCUAACAAAUCCAUCGCAAUAUUAAACAAAAGCAAAUCUGCUCACCAACACCAAACAAAACGAAAUUAUCAACGAUCUAUCCAUUAAAAUUUUGCUGCAGAAAUUACUGUUUCAAAUCAUCAAUAAAAAUAUUGACCACAUAAAUAAAAGAUCAUAAUAUUUUACAGCUUUGCGAGUUAACAAAAAAAAAGAAACAAAAACAAACGUAAAGCAGAAAAAACAAAGCAACGCAAACCUACAGCCGCGCAGAAGCGAAAGAGAUAAAAACGAAUAAAUCAACAACUCUUGGACGCAAAGCAAUUAAAAGAAGGCAAAAAGGCAAAAAGGUACACUGACAAAGCGGAUUUAUUAGCGCGAUGCAGCACCCACACAGCCACAUGCGACGAAUACGACACUUCAACAUCUUUCUGCUGCUGCUGCUCUACUUGUCACAAAUCAAAGCUUGGCGACCAUGUCCGGAGCUCAGUCCAGCUUUGCGUUUACCCUGCAGAUGCAAUGUGGUUCCAUUCGCCUCGACGGGGCAGCUGGGUGCGGUGGCAAUGGACUGCGAUCGUGUCGUCUUCCACGGCGAAGCGCCGCAACUGCCGUAUGGCGCGCCGAUUGUCUCCUACUCGCAGCGCUACAGCGGCCAGCAAGUUUUGCCAUCACAGAGCUUUGGCACCUUAAAACUACCCAUUGAAGAGCUGGAUCUUUCGAAUAAUCUUAUACGACGCAUACCAGAGAAAUCUUUCCUCGGACUCAAGGAGUCACUCACAGAGUUGCGUUUGGCGAAUAAUCUGCUUGGCGACAGUUUGAAUCCGAUAUUCUCAACAGCCGAAUUUCAUCCACUGAAGAAUCUGAAAACUCUCGAUUUAUCUGGCAACAAAAUCAAAUCAAUCGAAGAGGGUCUUCUCAAAGGCUGCGUAGACUUAAAGGAUUUCUAUGUGGAUCGCAACUGUCUAACGGCCGUGCCAUCCAACUCACUGAAUGGGCCAAAUGCGUUGCGCCAUCUUUCAUUGCGGCACAAUCAUAUAACUACACUCCAUUACAAAGCAUUCGUUGCGCAGCCUCAACUGGAAAUCGUCGAUCUGCGCUACAACGAAAUCAAAACGAUCGAGGGUCUGGCAUUUCAAGGUUUGCGCGCCAUACGCGAAAUCAAAUUGGCCGGAAAUCGUAUUACGAAUUUGAAUAGUGACGUUUUCGAGCAUGUGCCCACUUUGCAGAAACUGGAUCUCUCCGAAAAUUUCAUAAAUCAAUUUCCAACUGUCUCGUUGACGGCGAUCGGAAAUCUGAAAUCAUUGAAUUUGUCCUCGAAUAUGUUGCAGCGUUUAGACUACACACACACGCAGGUGAUUAAGACACUGGAGGUAUUGGAUUUGAGUCGCAAUGGCAUUACCACUGUACCGCCGGGCACAUUCCGUGACUUGACCGCGCUCAAGUAUCUUGACUUGAGUUUGAACUCACUGCGUACUAUUGAGGACGAUGCACUUGAGGGCCUGGAUAAUCUGCAGACGCUCAUCAUACGCGACAAUAAUAUUUUGCUCGUGCCCGGCAGCGCCUUGGGUCGCCUACCCAGCUUGACCACAUUGCAUUUGGACUUCAAUCGUGUUGCCGCAUUGUCCACCGAGAUUUUGGGCUCCAUUCAGGCGGAGGACAUUACUACACUAACACUUGCGCGCAAUGUGAUACGUGAGCUACCAUCUGGCAGUUUUCAGACAUUUGCCAAUUUGCGUACACUCGAUCUGUCGGGCAAUUCUCUCGCUGUGAUUAGCGCCGACAUAUUCCUGGGCUUAGAUCAAUCGCUCAAUGAGCUGAAGCUCGCGCAGAACCGCAUCACUGGCUUGGGCACGGCACCACUCGCUUUAACCGAGCUGCGCAGUCUUGAUUUAAGCGGAAACAAUCUUGCCGACCUGCCGCGCAACAUAUUUCAAGGUCUGGAGAACUUGCAGUAUCUCAAUCUGAGCAGUAAUCAUCACUUGGCACCUGUGCCUGCAGCGCUCAUUCGUCCACUUUCACGCUUACAAGUGAUCGACUUGAGUCAAUGCUCGCUCAAGCAGGUGUCCGGUGAUCUUUUCGCUACAUUGCAAGACCUAAAGCACAUCUAUUUGAACAACAAUAAUUUACAAGAAAUUAACGAUUGCAGUUUUGUCGAUCUGUGGAAUAUAUCGUCAAUUGAUUUGUCCAACAACCAGAUCACCUCCAUACGGCCAGGUGCUUUCGUCAAUGUAAUGCACAUCAAACGCCUUAAUCUGCGCGGUAACCAGCUGUCCGCUUUCAAGGGUGAGUUCUUCAAUACCGGCACCGGUUUGGAGGAACUUGAUAUCUCGAACAACCACCUUAGCUACCUGUUCCCAUCUUCAUUCCGCAUACAUCCGCGUCUGCGUGAAAUUAAAGCGGCAAAUAAUAAAUUCAGUUUCUUCCCUGCCGAGCUCAUUUCAACUCUGCAAUAUCUGGAAUAUGUCGACUUAUCUCACAACCAGCUGAAGUCGAUUGAAGAAUUGGACUUUGCGCGUCUGCCACGUCUGCGUGCGCUGCUGGUCGCAUACAAUGAGCUGGACAUGCUCAGCGAGAUGGCCUUCCAUAACUCCACGCAGCUACAGAUUAUCGACUUAUCGCACAAUCACUUGGACCGCAUCGGUGAGCGUACUUUUGAAGGUUUGGUGCGUUUGGAAAUGCUCAAUCUCGAAGGUAAUCAACUUACCGAACUCUCUGAUUUGAUAUUUGAACGUUCCAAAUUGCAAAUGCUGGAGAAUAUAAACUUAGCUAGAAACUUGUUCGAAUAUGCACCACUAAAUGCGCUACAGCGACAAUAUUUCUUCGUUUCAUCGGUAAAUUUGAGCCGAAACAAGAUACGCGUCAUUCCCGCAGACGACAGCAUAAUGGUGAAUAUCAAAGACCUCGACUUGUCGUACAAUCCACUGAGCGAGAGUGCCGUGCGCAAUAUACUCAAUGAGCCGAAGACUGUGCGCUCAAUUAAUUUAGCUGGCACAGGCAUUUCGAACCUUCAAGCUUUGGAGACACCAUUUUUGCAGUAUCUCAAUCUCUCUCAGAAUAAUCUCAAAACGAUCGAUGCGAACAUCUUCCAGCGCACAACGCUACUGGAAGUAUUGGAUCUGUCCAGCAACCACUUAGAAAACCUAGCUGAACUUGGCGGUGCCUGGCCCAAGCUGCAGUCACUACACACCCUGGAUCUUUCAAAUAAUAGCUUUGAGGUUAUCUCACAGGAUAAUUUCGAGAAUUUGGAAAUGCUGCGCGAAUUGCGGCUCAAGAGCUUACAUGAAGUCAACCGCAUCGAGAAAAGCGCCUUCAAGCAUGUGCCGAAUCUCGAAAAGUUGGAAGCCUACGAUCUACCAUUGCUGGGCUACCUCGAUGUGCAGGGCAUACUUGAGCUGCUACCUGGUCUAGAGGACAUAGAUUUGGAGGUGAAGGACUCAACCAUUGGCACGGAACAAAUUCAGCCCGCUAAACACCCGCGUCUCAAAUCGAUAGGCAUACGCGGUGAUCGGCUGAAGACCAUAUCCUCGGGUACGCUGGCCGGUUUGAAAAGCAGCGACCUCACAAUCAAACUACAAAAUACCUCACUUACAACGCUUCCACCUGCUUUGCUUUUCCCAGUGCCACGCUCUUCCCACUUGACGCUAGAUAUCACCGGCUCUAAGGUCACUGUUUUAGUGCCGCAAUUCCUCACCGCACUCGAGGACCGCCGUUCAAGCUUGCUGCUCAAAGGACUUGCUACAAAUCCCAUACACUGUGAUUGCAAUGCACGCGCCUUACGUCGCUGGUUACCCAAUUCUCACAUGACCGACGUCGAGUGCCAGUCACCUGCUUUCCUGGCGGGCAAGAAACUAAUCGAAGUCGGCGAUGACGAACUCACUUGCGAUCCACGGCGCAUGACAUCCACAACAGCGCGUAGCACCUCACAAUAUAUGCUCAAAUCAUCAUCACGCCUAGUUACACGUCCAACGAUAACCACCACCGAAGAACCAAUGAUCAUCUGGAGCUUAGAGCCCACACAAGCGCCACCGAUGAAAAUCAAAACUAAGGCACCACUUAUGAAGGCGCCCAUUAUGAGUAAUGAUGACACGCUUAUUAUCGGUAUAGUUGGUGGUGUGGUUGCCUUCAUCGCCAUAUUGAUCAUCAUAAUUUGUAUUGUGCGUUUGCGCAUGAGCAAUGUGGAAUACCACAACGGGCCGGCAAUGAUCGGCAUACCGCCAAUGCCAAUGGGGCCGGGAAGUGUGCCGAUGAGCUUCAAGGGUGCACCCACUGCCCUCUACGCCGUGCCACCUUACGCCACACAAAGCUAUGCCACCUUGCCGCACAAAGCACCGUCCAUACAUCAAUCCAGCCAGAAUCUGUCGCAGCGCGCAGCUUCGCAAAAUGCGCAAAACUCAUACUCGACCAUGUCGCGUAUGUCGUACUUUGGCGGCACGCAACAGCAGGCCUCGCCGCAGUCCAACGGGCAACAGCCGUACAUAAUCUAUUCGGACGACAAAGUCUACAGAUAAGGGCGAGAGUUUACUGUGGUGGUGCAAACAAACAAUAUGGUGUUCAAUGGAAGCUGGGCGGUCGGAGGUGUUUAGGGUGGCAAAAACGACCACAGCGACUUACUCGAUAUAGAUACAUACAAACAUUUUACAUAUACACAUAGUAUACACUUUCAGUCAGUUGUGUAACAUUUAUGCAACGUGUUUUUUCUUUUAAUUUCAUUUUUUGUUUUUUUUUUUUCUAUUACAAAAAAAUAAGCAUGUAAGCGUAGGCGAGUUUUAAGCUUACACAUUAGAAUUAGAGGAGGUAAUAUAAAUUAUAUGAAAGGCCAAUGAAAUAAAGUAAUUUCUUGUAUAGUACUUAAUCAAUAAGAAACGCCGUUAUGUUUGAUGUUUGGCCCUUAUUUAUAGACAAUUACGUAGAUUAAAAUAAAUGCUUGACACAUACGAGUAUAGACAUUAAGGCGGUUCAACUUGUAUGGAACGAUUUUUCGACGUCGUUCCAGCUGGUUCGGAUUCUACACAAAAAAUAUUAAAAAAAUUCCAUUAGAUCGUAGCUCAACAGUCAAUUUCGGGUCCUCCAAAUUUUAAAAUGUGCAAGAAAUUAGUUUAGGAAUGAGAGUAAACUUCUUCGUGCCGUGGGUAACGAAAAAUAUUAUAAUUAAAAAAAAUUAAGCAAUAGAUAUUUUUGAUUAUUCAAAUAGUUGUUUUCUCUAAUAAGUAAUCGUAUUUAUGUAAAUAGUUUAAGAUCGCAAUAUUUAACCCAGCAAGUGGUCUUAUUCCAUAGGUUAACCUCAGUUUAAACAUUUGCUAUUUCAACUGUCUAAGAAAUAGUUCACAAGACAUAUAUUUUUUCUUAAGUAAAUUAAAUAUGACACAUCUUAUUUUAAGCGAUCGUUGUAUAGUAAAUAUGUAGCUUGAAAAGUAUGCGAGAUAUUUGAAUAAAUAUAUUGAUAUGAAAUAAAAAUUAAA
This is a messenger RNA of Anastrepha ludens (Mexican fruit fly), 6650 nucleotides long. Its product is annotated as chaoptin. Gene Ontology annotation, molecular function: protein binding. The record is from RefSeq and is a predicted model, not a curated record. The transcript is spliced from 8 exons. The coding region runs from base 1572 to 5699 and encodes 1375 amino acids. NCBI's taxonomy places the organism in Eukaryota, Metazoa, Arthropoda, Insecta, Diptera, Tephritidae.